CAUGUCUGCCAAUAAUGUCAUCGAUUUAUUAUUUUGACACAUCAGCUGUCACCCGUUUCUUUCUUUUCCGGUUAGCAAACGUACCUCCGCCAAGAUGAGGAAAAUUAUGAAACAGGGCAAAAUUGUAAUCGUCCUUAGUGGACGUUACGCCGGCCGCAAGGCUAUCAUCGUCAAGACCUCUGACGAUGGUACCCCCGAGAAGCCCUUCGGUCAUGCGCUAGUCGCUGGCAUCGACAGAUACCCACGCAAGGUGACCAAGAAGAUGGGCAAGAACAAGCUGAAGAAGAAGUCCAAGGUCAAGCCUUUCCUGAAGAGCUUGAACUACAACCAUCUGAUGCCAACCCGCUACACAGCGCACGACAUCAGCUUCGAGAAGCUCUCGCCCAAGGACCUUAAGGAUCCUGUCAAGCGCAAGACCCAUCGUUUCCAGACGCGCGUCAAGUUUGAGUCCGUGUACAAGGAGGGCAAAAACAAGUGGUUCUUCCAAAAGCUGCGCUUCUAAACAGUUUGCUAUCUGUGAAGUUCUCUUGAUUUGUCGUCGGUUUUUUUAAGAUCUAAAUAAAAAAACAAUUCUUAUAAACAUUAAA
Messenger RNA from Drosophila busckii, 587 nucleotides. RefSeq names its product 60S ribosomal protein L27 (gene RpL27). Gene Ontology annotation, molecular function: structural constituent of ribosome. The transcript has 2 exons. Gene Ontology annotation, biological process: translation. Bases 95 to 502 code for a protein of 135 amino acids. NCBI's taxonomy places the organism in Eukaryota, Metazoa, Arthropoda, Insecta, Diptera, Drosophilidae. The record is from RefSeq and is a predicted model, not a curated record. Gene Ontology annotation, cellular component: ribosome; cytosolic large ribosomal subunit.